Panicum virgatum (switchgrass) is the source of this 1256-nucleotide messenger RNA. Its product is annotated as 5'-methylthioadenosine/S-adenosylhomocysteine nucleosidase-like. The record is from RefSeq and is a predicted model, not a curated record. The transcript is spliced from 9 exons. Gene Ontology annotation, molecular function: methylthioadenosine nucleosidase activity. Bases 107 to 976 code for a protein of 289 amino acids. Gene Ontology annotation, biological process: nucleoside metabolic process. NCBI's taxonomy places the organism in Eukaryota, Viridiplantae, Streptophyta, Magnoliopsida, Poales, Poaceae.
GCCGCUGCUGCGCCUCUCGUUCGGAACCGGGUCGAGCCCCACCUGUCAGCGACGAGCCGCCUCGCCGCCGGGGGCAAUCCCACUGCUAGGGUUCAAGCUCCCGGCCAUGGCACCGCCGCCGCCGUCCGAGCAGCCGGACGCCGCCGCUCCCGGGGCCGGCGCGAUCUCCAGGGUCCUGAUCGUCAUGGCGAUGGAGAAGGAGGCGACGCCGCUCGUCAACAAGUUCAAGCUCGUCGAGGCGCCGGCCAGCGAAUCCAUAUUGUUGCGUCACCAGAAUGAGCUAUCAAAAUUGUACCGAUUAAGUGCCGGUGUUCAUUCAGCACGGUUCACCACACGAUUUCCUAAAGGUGCCCCAUGGACUAGGUUCUAUGGCUGCUACAAAGAUCUCCACCUUGACCUUGUCAUGCCUGGAAAGGAUGCUGUUUUUGGAGUUGACAGUGUUGGUACUGUAUCAGCAGCCCUUGUGACUUAUGCUUCCAUUCAAGCAUCGAAGCCAGACCUUAUCAUUAAUGCUGGAACUGCUGGUGGCUUCAAGGCCAAAGGAGCAAGCAUUAAAGAUAUCUUCCUAGCAUCAGAUGUUGCAUUCCAUGACAGGAGGAUACCUAUACCUGUUUUUGACAUGUAUGGAAUUGGAGCACGGAAAACUUUUGCAGCCCCUAAUAUCUUGAAGGAACUCAAUUUCAAGGUUGGCAAGUUGUCGACUGGGGAUUCUCUGGAUAUGUGUUCCGAGGAUGAGGAGGCUAUACUGAGCAAUGAUGCUACAAUCAAGGAUAUGGAGGGAGCAGCGGUGGCGUACGUUGCGGACAUGUUCUCAACUCCAGCAAUCUUUGUGAAAGCCGUGACUGAUAUUGUGGAUGGGGACAAGCCAACAGCAGAAGAGUUUCUGAAUAACCUGAUCUCGGUGACAGCAGCACUGGACGUGGCAGUCACCAAAAUGGUGGAUUUCAUCUGCGGGAAACGCAUCUCUGAUCUUUAGAAACUCCAACUGCCUCUCCAUGCUGUUUCCCGGUCGGCAGAAACUGAAUAUGCUCAUGAAUCGAAGAUCACCCCUUUGCUUUGAUGCACAAUACAAGUAGGAUACAAUACAAUUAGUCUGUAUGAUUUACUUUUGGAGGGGUUCUGUAUGUGAGGUUUUACAUUCUUAACACCCCGUGUGCAAAAUUCUGGUCGAGCCGUGGUGUGGAAUUUUGUAGAAUAAUUUGCGAGCCAUACUUUUCUUGCGGAAAUAAAAUGCGAUGUGCUUGGGAAGCUUUCCA